This is a messenger RNA of Phalaenopsis equestris, 1205 nucleotides long. RefSeq names its product protein TIFY 3-like. The record is from RefSeq and is a predicted model, not a curated record. Gene Ontology annotation, biological process: response to wounding; regulation of jasmonic acid mediated signaling pathway; regulation of defense response. Bases 539 to 1036 code for a protein of 165 amino acids. NCBI's taxonomy places the organism in Eukaryota, Viridiplantae, Streptophyta, Magnoliopsida, Asparagales, Orchidaceae. The transcript has 5 exons. Gene Ontology annotation, cellular component: nucleus.
UUCAUCCCUUCUUCAAAUUCUCACUCCCAUAUCAAAAUUCACAAUAAAAUCCCAACCUACACUUACACACUAAUACUCCAUAACUUCUCUAUUUACAAAACUAACAUCCUCCUUAAUCCGUUUAACAAAUUACCACCCUAAACAUCGAAAUCCACAACAAAAUCCAAACACACAUUACAUGCUUAUCAAAUUCCGAAUGUUUUGACCACGAUGCACCUUAAAAAAAAAAGCCUGAGCGGUAAUUAUAUAAAUAGCAAAAAUCAGAGCGUCAACACGUGUAAUUAUCCCUUUUGAAACCGAAAUUUCUGCAUCAAUGAUCAAUUAAAGAAUGGGAACAGAUUACGGUUAGGUCAUCUCCAUUAUUCCAGCCUACGAACUGCCCCCGCAUUAGCUAUAACAUUUAGGCCUCAAUCAACACUGCGCCUUAAAACUCAUUCAAAUGAACACCCCAACCGCACUCAUUUCUCUCCCCACUAAUCCGCCCAGCGCCUAAUUCUCUCCAGUUUUUUUCUAUAUUCUUUCAUAAGCGGUUUCUGCAAUGAACCACACUGUUGGUGCUCAGCUAACCAUCUUCUACAAUGGAUUAGUUUUCUCCUACGAUGGAAUUACUCCGAAGCAGGCGCAGGCCAUCAUACUUAUGGCAGCCGCAGGUGCGUCUGGUAAGGAAGGAGUUUCACCUGCUCUGAGGAGGCCGCAGCUCCUACAGCUGAUGCCUACAGCGGCUGAAUCUUUACAGUCGGCUCAGCUUCCCACCAAACCUAAUUUCAUCUCCGCGCUGCCGGAUGGUGGACAAGGAUGUCUGAGAAGGCCUCCGAUAAGGCAGGUUUUAAGAGAGGUCCCAUUAGGCCGAGAGCACUUGCCUCCAUUAGGGCGACUGUGCUCGCUCCCAUUAGCACGAGCCAACUCAAUCAAGCGGUUUCUGGAGGCGCGCCAGAAAAGGCUCAAGAGCAAAGCUGCUUCUGAUUCAGAGAGGAAAGUUGAUGACGUGAAGGCUAAUUUGGAUGCAAAGCAAGAAGAGUGGCUUUCUCUGAGGUAGCUGAAUAGAAGACUGGUUCAGUAGAUGUCAAAUUUCUCCAUCAUAAUCAUAGAGAAUUGAAGCUACCAACUUUCUCUCGACAGAAACUUGUUCUUGAUUAAUAAUAGGCAUAGUGAAUUGACAUGUCUUCUAUUUUUAAUGAUAGAUUAUGUGACUACAUCACAUUAUU